Molecule: messenger RNA, 438 nt
Organism: Misgurnus anguillicaudatus (oriental weatherfish)
Lineage: Eukaryota; Metazoa; Chordata; Actinopteri; Cypriniformes; Cobitidae
Product: histone H2B
Cellular component (GO): nucleosome
Molecular function (GO): DNA binding; protein heterodimerization activity; structural constituent of chromatin
Source: RefSeq, a predicted model, not a curated record
GUGAUCAUGCCUGAACCAGCGAAGUCCGCACCUAAGAAGGGGUCCAAGAAGGCCGUUACUAAAACCGCAGGAAAAGGCGGCAAGAAGCGCAAGAGGUCCAGGAAGGAGAGCUAUGCUAUCUACGUCUACAAGGUACUGAAGCAGGUUCAUCCUGACACCGGUAUCUCCUCUAAGGCCAUGGGCAUCAUGAACUCUUUCGUCAAUGAUAUUUUCGAGCGUAUCGCCGGUGAGUCCUCUCGUCUCGCUCACUACAACAAGCGCUCUACCAUCACAUCGAGAGAGAUCCAGACCGCCGUGCGUCUGCUGCUGCCCGGUGAGCUCGCCAAACACGCCGUGUCUGAGGGAACAAAGGCCGUCACCAAGUACACCAGCUCCAAAUAAAUCCGUUGAAGCUUUCAACACCCCAAAGGCUCUUUUAAGAGCCACCCACCUUUGCGA